GAAUCCGUAGAAUAGAUCCUCGAUUUUUCUCGUUCUCUCCGAAUCGGACAUCCUCAAUCUCUGUCUGAAAUUCCCCAGAGCUACAUCAUCUUGGAUUAAAGAAAACAAAAAAACCUAGCUUUCUCUCUCUACAAGAUACCUAACUCUCUCUCUCUCUCUGCAUCAUUCUUCUUCCUCCUUUUCUUGUGCAGAGCUAUCAACAUCUGUUUGAUUGAAAGCUAAGUCUCAAUCUGGAACGAGGAAAAUAGAAGUGUGCAUGUGAAGACAAACCACCAAACAACAAGGAACAAAACCCCACGGAUUGUUCCUUGAAGACCCAGCAAACACACAAUCCAUGGCUUCUUCUUCUUGAAAUUUCCCCUUUUGUUCUCUGGUGAUUUGGGUUUGUUAUAUUUGUUCCUGCAAUGUGGGUCGAUUUUGGUGGCGGUCAUCAUUUAUAGGGUUGUGGGUUUCUUCCCUUUGAUCGAACCUCCAUGGCUUUGUUCAGAAAAUUUUUCUACAGGAAACCACCUGAUGGGUUGUUGGAGAUCUCGGAGAGGGUUUAUGUCUUUGAUUGCUGCUUAAGCACAGACAUGUUGGAGGACGACGAGUUUGGUGUCUAUGUGGGACGCAUACUCGGUCAGCUACGAGACCAGUUUCAUGAUGCUUCAUUCAUGGUGUUUAAUUUCCGUGAAGGAGAUAAUCAAAGUCAGAUAGGGAGUAUAUUAUCAGAGUACGAUAUGACGGUCAUGGACUAUCCUCGUCAUUAUGAAGGUUGCCCUUUGCUUACAAUGGAAAUGAUCCAUCAUUUUCUUAGAUCAAGUUCAAAUUGGUUAUCAUUAAGCCAACAGAAUAUCUUACUGAUGCAUUGUGAACGAGGCGGGUGGCCGGUUUUGGCUUUUAUGCUUGCUUCUCUCUUGUUAUACCGAAAACAGUCAAGUGGAGAACAGAAAACACUAGACAUGAUCCAUAAGCUGGUUCCCCGUGAGUUAUUACGGUUGAUGUCCCCUCUAAAUCCUCUGCCUUCACAAUUGAGAUAUCUUCAGUAUGUUUCAAGAAGAAAUGUCCUGUCACAAUGGCCUCCACUAGAUCGUGCUCUUACACUAGACUGUGUCAUUUUUAGAGGGAUUCCUGAUUUUGAUGGCGAAGGUGGUUGCCGACCCUUACUCAGGAUAUAUGGUCAAGAUCCUUUUAUGCCUUCAGACCGAACAUCAAAAGUUCUGUUCUCUAUGCCCAAACAAAGCAAAUCUGUUCGCCAAUGCAACCAGGCGGAUUGCGAGCUGGUAAAGAUUGACAUCCAUUGCCAUGUUCAAGGUGAUGUAGUGCUUGAAUGCAUUAGCUCGGAUAGUGAACAUCAUAGAGAAGAGAUGAUGUUUCGGGUUAUGUUCAAUACAGCUUUUCUCAAAUCAAACGUUCUAAUGCUUAAUCGUGAUGACAUUGAUGUUUUGUGGAACUCAAUGGAUCGAUUUCCCAGGAGUUUCACUGCCGAGGUUAUAUUUUCGGAGAUGGAUGUUGGUGGUAUCCUUGUUUCUGUUGGUAUGCCAAAUAUGGAGGAACAAGAUGGCAUACCCAUGGAAGCAUUUGCCAAAGUCCAGGAAAUUUUCAGUGACAUUGAAUGGUUGGAUCCAAAAUCUGAUGUUGCGGUGAAUGUCUUUCACCAAAUAACAGCAGCAAAUAUCAUUCAAGAAAGCUUGGAAUCUGGUUCUCCUCGAAGCCCGUCACAAAGUCUGUUGGAAUCAGCUCUUAUGAAAGUUAAAGAGAAAACCAAGUUGAUGAUAUCAGAAAACGGGUCUGGAAGUCCUGCUUCUGUCUCUGCUCAUGGAAAAGAAAAAGAUACCGUUGCAUGGGAUAAACCAUGCACAGACCCGCCGAGUUCACCCCUUGAGAAGGCUGAACCUCAUGGACUUAAGGUUUCAGUCCGGAGAACGGCUCUCUCUAAGAUAAUCUCGCCAGUAUCACCUAUGCCCAUUUCCAGAUAUCACAGUUCUCCAUCAAACAUUGGAAUUACUGCACUAUUGCAUGAUCAUGAUGCGUCUGAUGGGGAAGAGGCUGCUACUUCAUCAUCCCUAGCUUCUCAGGUGACUUCUUUACCGAUAAACCGAGUUUCCAAGUUUAACAGUUUCCCUGCUCCGGCUACAGGUUCCUACACGGUUCCUGUCCCUCCUUCUACACCAAGACAACAACUUUCACAGCCUCGGCCUCUUCCUCAACUGCCACCUCUGAAGAACUUAACAAACACAUCUGCCCCUCCACCACCUCCACCACCUCCUCCACAUUCCAGACAUCCUAGUAAAAGACAGUCUUCAUUAGCAUUGCCGCCACCACCACCACCUCCUCCUCUAAAGCAUUCAGUAACCAGAACAAGCCUUCCACCUCCUCCGCCGCCACCACCACCAACUUUGCAUUCUGGUUCUGUAUCAGGAACUGUAAAAAAUCCAGUUGUGAAAGCCCCACCUCCACCUGUGCCUCCUUCACGAGCCCCUUCACCUUUGUCUCAGUCUCAUCAUGCGGAUUGUAAUGGAAACGUUCCUCCAGUUCCUGGACCGCCAUGUGGCUUGAAGGGAAGUGGGUUUUCACGGAUCAAUGCUAGAGGUCAGUGUCAUGCGAAAAAGACCAACUUGAAACCGUAUCAUUGGUUGAAGCUUACGAGGGUAGUUCAAGGAAGCUUAUGGGCUGAGGCACAGAAACUCGAUGAAGAUGCUAAGGCUCCAGAGUUUGACAUCUCAGAGCUUGAGAAACUCUUCUCAGCAGCCGCUCCUAACUUAGACAGUGGCAGUAAAGGUGGGAAAUCGGGUCGGCGUGCCUCAGGACGCAAAUCUGGGAAAGUGCAGCUGAUUGAACUCAGACGGGCAUACAACUGUGAGAUCAUGCUUUCCAAAGUUAAAAUUCCUUUGCCCGAUUUGAUGAGUUCCAUUCUUGCACUGGACGAGUCAGUGUUAGAUGUUGAUCAGGCUGACAAUCUAAUCAAGUUUUGUCCAACGAAAGAUGAAAUUGAUUUGCUCAAGGGCUACACUGGAGAUAAGGAGAAUUUGGGCCGAUGUGAGCAGUUUUUUUUAGAAUUACUGAAAGUUCCACGGGUGGAAUCAAAACUAAGGGUACUAUCAUUCAAGAUACAGUUCCGCUCCCAGGUUUCUGACCUUAGAACAAAUCUGAACAUUAUAAAUUCUGCAGCCGAUGAGGUUAGGAGCUCGGUUAAGCUGAAAAGGAUAAUGCAAACUAUACUUUCUUUGGGCAAUGCCUUGAACCAUGGGACUGUGAGGGGUUCUGCUCUCGGAUUUCGAUUGGAUAGUCUUCUGAAACUCACUGAUACGAGAGCCCGAAACAAUAAGAUUACUCUGAUGCACUAUCUCUGUAAGGUACUUGCCGACAAACUUCCAGAGCUUCUUGAUUUUCCGAAAGAUCUGGUGAGGUUGGAGGCUGCAUCAAAGAUUCAACUAAAGUACUUGGCAGAGGAGAUGCAAGCAAUUAGCAAGGGGCUGGAGAAACUUGUACAAGAAUUCAAUGCAUCUGAAAACGACGGUCCGAUAUCAGAGCAUUUUCGUAAGAACUUGAAAGAGUUUCUCGGUUUCGCUGAAGGAGAAGUGAGAUCACUGGCUUCUCUCUAUUCAGCUGUGGGUAGAAGUGCCGAUGCUUUGGCUCUUUACUUUGGAGAAGAUCCAGCUCGUGUCCCGUUUGAGCAAGUUGUCUCUACACUUUUGAACUUUGUCAAAAUAUUUGUACGGUCGCAUGAGGAAAACCGCAAGCAACUUGAGUUUGAGAAGAAGAAAGCACAGAAGGAAGCCGAGGACGAGAAACUGAAAACAGGUGGAAUUAAGGAGGGGUAGACAUUGAGGGACACAGUGUACUCAUGUGUGUUCUCUCCUCUCUAUUAGCCUCCUUGACUUGCUUGGCAAGGCAAGGCAAAGUCAAAGUCAAACAGAUCAAGCCAGAGAUGGAAGGUGUGAGAAUAGAGGGUGUAUAUAUAUAAAAUCUCGAGAAGAGAAGGAAGAACAGCCUGCGGAUUGUUGUCGGGGAACUGACAAGACAGUGUUCGGAUUUUAGAUUAGGACGAAGAUUCUCUGGUAGAUGAAGCCGAAAACCGGUUUGGGCAGUUAGCUAUGAAGAAGGAGAAGCAAGCAGAAUGAAGGUUUACUACUGAAUAUGCGUUUGAUAUGUAAUUUUUGGUAGUCAAAGAAAUGUGUGUGUAUAUAUAUAUAUGCAGACAUACAUAUAGUUUGUCAACAUCCAAGUUUUGCUUCCUUGGAAAAUUAGGGUUCUUUUCCUAA
Tarenaya hassleriana is the source of this 4244-nucleotide messenger RNA. RefSeq names its product formin-like protein 18. The transcript is spliced from 17 exons. Bases 474 to 3803 code for a protein of 1109 amino acids. Lineage: Eukaryota; Viridiplantae; Streptophyta; Magnoliopsida; Brassicales; Cleomaceae. The record is from RefSeq and is a predicted model, not a curated record.